AAUGUCAUUAAUAUGUUUCAUUUAUUAAGUUAACAUAAUUUUUUUUUUUAAUAAAAUUAGUUUUAAACAAUUAAAUAAUGACAUAUAUUUGGUUUAAUUUAAUUAUUUUAAUUAUUUUUUGUAAAUCGUUGCAAUCAAUUAACCAAAACAUAUGGACUCAUAAUAUAUGGUUAGAUCCGUACGAGAAAUACAGUCUUAAAUGGACAGUCAAUGCCGACAAUCAAAGUAUUGACUUUUUAUGUGAAGUUCGCACAACUGGUUGGAUAGGUUUGGGUCUCUCACCUAAUGGUGGGAUGAAAUCAAGUGAUAUUAUUAUUGCAUGGAUUGACGAUAAUACAGGAAUCACACAUUUUCAUGAUCGGUUUGCUUCUGGGGAAUCUGUGCCACAAAUAGAUGAAAGUCAGGACUGGUAUCUCAUAUCAUCCAAACAAAACUCUACACAUACUGUCAUUCAUUUUCAACGACCGCUCAUUACAUGCGAUCACAACAAUGACAGAGACAUUACUCGCGACACAACACGUCUUAUCUAUGCUUACAGUGAUUCAGAUCCACAAUCAGAUACUGACCUAAAAAUACAUUCAUCACAUCAAAGGGGAUCCAAAAAUAUUAUGCUUUUAACUAAUUCUAAUAAACCGAAUAACAGACCACAAGAAACUGAUUUGAAAAGUUAUAUCUUUAAUGUCAAUAAUUUGACAGUUCCCAUUAGUGAAACUAGCUAUUGGUGCAAAAUAUUUAAACUACCGGCUGAGCACAUCCAUGUAGUUCAGUAUCGGUCUAUCAUAACGCCUGGUAAUGAGCCACUGGUACAUCAUAUGUCUCUUAUGGCAUGUUUUCAUCCAAACUAUCAAACUUUUGAUCAGCAUUUACUAUCUGAAGGCAUUGACUGUACAGAUAUGCCUGUAGAUUACGCUCAUUGUUUUAACCCAUAUCUAACUGCUGUUGGCAAAGACUACUAUUAUGCACCCAAAGACAUUGCCUUUCCGUUUGGUGACCAACUGUCCACAACUUAUCUUAUGCUUAACAUUCAUUACGAUAAUCCCGAAGGAUUGACUGCCAUCGACUCGUCUGGCUUUGAGCUGCUCUAUACUAAACAGUAUCGUAAAUAUGAAGCUUUUGAGAUAAGUUUGGGUUCGGUUGUAGAUUACCGGGUAUUUAUUCCGCCACAUUUACCCGAGUUUACAGUUGCCGCACACUGUCACACAUCAAUGUGUUUUGAUGAGAUUCCUGAAUCGGGUCUCAAAGUGUUUGGCGCUUUACUACAUUCACAUUAUUUGGCCCGACGAAUACGAGUCAGACAUUUCAGAGGCAAUCAAGAGCUUCCGUGGAUAACAUUUGAUGAUAAUUUUGAUUACAAUUUACAACCAUUUCGUUUGUUGCACCAAAUGGUUAUCAUUAAACCGGGCGAUCAGUUAACUGUUGAAUGUGUUUUUGAUUCAAGUUAUAAAAAUAGGACUACUUUUGGAGGUUUGGCUACAACUGAUGAAAUGUGUUUAGCAUUUCUCUAUUAUUAUCCCCGAAUGAAUAAACAAAAUUUUUGUCUGAGUGGACCCACACGACAGUCCAUCAAAUCAAUGGCUAAUAUGUCUGAAUCCACUUCUGACUCUCAAGUUAUGGAGUAUUUGUUAAACAAACAGAACUGGGAUGUAAUGGAUGUUAAUAAAAGUCAACAUUUGAUGACUGGAGGCAAACACAAUGUCGAGUGCCAUAUGAUACCAACAGAUACGGCUAAACAAAUCAAAGAAGUUAUUGGUUAUCCAAAUGUUGAACAAAUAUAUCGACCGAUUAGAUCCCAAUGUAAAGCCAGUAAUGAGUUAAAUAAUGGUUUACCAGUGGUUUAUACCAUAGUUUUAAGUAUAAUUGUUAUGCUGUUAAUAAUUGGCGCAUUGUUUGCAUUUUAUGCGUAUAGAAAUAGAUUAAAUCAAAGAAAAAUGAGAUUAAUAUAAUAUUAAUUUUUUUUAUAUUUUGAUAUCAAUUGUAAUUUGUUCAAUCAUAUAAAUUAUAUUUUAAUAGUAUGAUAUGAAUUUGAAAUUAGUUUAUUAAUUUAAAAUCAAGGGUUUAUAAAAA
Molecule: messenger RNA, 2064 nt
Organism: Oppia nitens
Lineage: Eukaryota; Metazoa; Arthropoda; Arachnida; Sarcoptiformes; Oppiidae
Product: DBH-like monooxygenase protein 1
Exons: 7
Coding region: 78-1943 (621 amino acids)
Biological process (GO): norepinephrine biosynthetic process; octopamine biosynthetic process; dopamine catabolic process
Cellular component (GO): secretory granule membrane
Molecular function (GO): copper ion binding; dopamine beta-monooxygenase activity
Source: RefSeq, a predicted model, not a curated record